Vigna radiata var. radiata (mung bean) is the source of this 1350-nucleotide messenger RNA. RefSeq lists its product as uncharacterized. Gene Ontology annotation, molecular function: nucleic acid binding; RNA-DNA hybrid ribonuclease activity. NCBI's taxonomy places the organism in Eukaryota, Viridiplantae, Streptophyta, Magnoliopsida, Fabales, Fabaceae. The record is from RefSeq and is a predicted model, not a curated record. The transcript has a single exon. The coding region runs from base 1 to 1350 and encodes 449 amino acids.
AUGAAUCGACCUCUUCCUAACGCCGAUCUGCAAGUAUACCUUGGGGUCUCCAACGAAGUCAUCAGCGCAACUUUAGUGCAACACGCACUAGAGCCCCGACUUAUCUUUUUUGUCAGUCGGGUGCUUCAGCCUGCUGAAACACGUUACCAACAGGUGGAGAAGGUGGCGUUGGUUCUCCUCCACUCUGCCCGAAGACUUCGCCCUUACUUUCAGAGUCACCAGGUUGUAGUUAAGAUCGACUACCCGAUCUCCAAGAUUUUGAGAAAGCUGGAUAUUGUAGGACGGAUGGUUGGUUGGGCCGUCGAAUUAUCUGAGUUUGGCUUGCGUUAUGAGCCACGUGGAUCGAUCAAAGGGCAGCACCUGGCGGACUUUGCGUUAGAGCUACUCGACACACAAUUGACCAAUCGGUGGACCUUGUAUGUAGACGGAGCUGCAGGUCAGGCUGGCGUAGGCGUCGGGGUAGUAUUGGAAGGACCUAGCGGGUUUUUAAUCGAGCAAUCUCUCAUAUUCAAAUUCAGGGCAUCUAACAACCAGGCCGAGUAUGAGGUCUUAAUCGCCGGCCUCGCGCUGGCAUCAGAUAUGGGGGCUCAAUCCCUCACGUGCAAUACAGAUUCCCAACUGGUAAUGGGGCAGAUGACCGAGGAAUUCCAAGUCAAAGAUGACCAACUACUGCGGUAUUUUCAUAAAGCCAAUGCCUUGGCCAAAGAAUUCCACCUGUUUACCAUCAAACACAUACCUAGAGGGGAAAACUCCCGGGCAGACAUGCUAUCUAAACUCAGUAGUGGCAAGGAAAAGGGGCAACUUACAACGAUCAUCAAACAGGUUUUGAAUGAAUCGUUCGUCGAAUGCAUGGCACUAGAUACACCCACAAAUAAUGACUGGCGAGACGAGAUCUUGAAAAUGAUGGCAACCCAAGACGCCGGUCGAUUCCUAAAGCCUGCAGACGCCCAAAAAAUUGCCCGAUACGUCACGGUGGGCAAUGACUUAUACCAGAGAGGCUUCUCCAUUCCCCUACUCAAGUGCAUAAGCCCUGAGCAAGCUGCUUACAUCAUGGAUGAACUCUACAAUGGAGUAUGUGGGUUACACACCGGCGCCAGGGCCUUGAAGGCACGAGCUCUCAAGGCAGGGUACUAUUGGGCGACCAUGGAAGAAGAUGCCAAAGCGUUCACGUCGAGGUGUGAGAGAUGCCAAGCUCACGCCAACAUUCCCCACGCCCCGCCAACCGAGUUGCGAACCUUAGUUUCCCCGUGGCCGUUCGCCAAGUGGGGGAUGGACAUCGUAGGGCCCUUUCCCCCCGGACGGGUCCAGAAAAAAUUCAUCCUCGUCGCCGUUGAUUAUUUCACAAAGUAG